Messenger RNA from Symbiodinium natans, 1464 nucleotides. The record is from the annotation of a GenBank genome assembly. NCBI's taxonomy places the organism in Eukaryota, Dinophyceae, Suessiales, Symbiodiniaceae.
AUGCCCUCGUUCUUUCGAUGGGAUGGGUUGUGCUUGUGGGUCGUCUUGACAUCGCCCCGAUGGAGAGGCGCUGCCUCGCCACCAGAAGUACCGGUGAUGAUGCAAACGCCAUCAGUGUCUGACUGGAGGAAGCCAUCGGCAACGAAGAGAGAAAAUUGCCCACCAGGUUCGUCAAUGUCCACACAAGCCGGAGGCUGUUCAUGCAACUUCGGCUUCUCUGGCCGAUUGGACUGGGAUGCUUCUCAAGGCAAGUAUUCUGGUGCUUGCACGCGAACUCCCUGUCCAAACGGCACAAUGACGGGAAAGUAUGCAGGUGAAUGCAGUUGUCAGCCUCCACAUGUUGGGCACAUCGUUUGGAGGCGAGCGGAGAGCACAGAUGGAAAGACUGCCAUCGGAGAUGCAGCCUUCGUUGGAGACUGUAAGCUUGUCCCGUGUCCUGACGGAUCAUCACGUGCAGCGGACUGGGUAGAUCACCAGUUGCGACGUCCGCAAUGCCACUGCCAUGCUGGCAAGGUCGGAGGAUUUCUCUGGCACCCAAACAUCAAUCGAUAUUCUGGUCAAUGCAUUGACGAGAAUCCUUGUGCUCCUGGUCAUGCCGGAGCUCGGAUGGUCGGCUUUGCCAGCCCUGAUGCAGAGAAGGUCCGCAUGCUUGGCAAGUGCGAGCGUGUGGCAUGUCCGCAGCAUGCUGAUAUUGAUGAGACUGGCCUGUGUCACUGUCAGCCGCCGUACAAUGGUACGCGGAUCACGUGGAACGCCACGCUGCUGACAUAUUCUGGCGAGUGUUCACCCGAUUUCCAUUGUCCGCCUCACGCCGUUUACCAAACCGUGGACCUGACCAUCAUCAAGACACGCCUGGCCUGCGCUUGUCGCGAUGGCUACGCUGGCGGCCACAUGUCCUGGGAUGCUUGGGGAAAUCGUGUUUGGCAUGGUGAGUGCCGGUUGGUCGCUUGUCCACCGGGUGCGCAGAGACACAUGGACGGUCUUUGCCAUUGCCACAAUUCUGACCAUUCUUCAGUGACGUGGGAUGGAUUGCGUGGCAUAUAUGCAGGCCAUUGCACGCAGGGGCAUACGACGAGCAAGCCGAAGCAAACAAUGGAAGGCAAGGAUGCCAAGCGACCCAGUCUUCGGGAGGGAAGCAUUGGCAGAGACACUGGAGCCCAUGAUCGCCCGAAGCGGCACCAGUCAGCAAUUUCGGGCGGGGCCCACGGCUCGGCUUCCGAGAACGAAAGCCUUGAAAGCCUCUCAUCUGCUGCGCACCUUGCAUCUGCAAAGCAUUCGGUGCGAAGCUCCAAGAAGGAUGGUGGCCAGGAGCAUGAGGGUAACCGUGGGCAACAUGGGCAACAGACUCCGGGCCGGCACAACAAGUAUGCCCAGAAGGUUCCCACAAAGGGAGCAGCGCUCUUUUUUCAUGCCUUCUGGCAUCCCAUCAGAACCUUUGCUGAGCCUCUUCUGAGGUUCGUCUAA